Messenger RNA from Parus major (Great Tit), 6056 nucleotides. It is a transcript of the gene CHST1, whose product is annotated as carbohydrate sulfotransferase 1. Gene Ontology annotation, cellular component: Golgi membrane. Bases 4084 to 5343 code for a protein of 419 amino acids. Gene Ontology annotation, molecular function: keratan sulfotransferase activity; N-acetylglucosamine 6-O-sulfotransferase activity. The record is from RefSeq and is a predicted model, not a curated record. The transcript has 2 exons. Gene Ontology annotation, biological process: carbohydrate metabolic process; keratan sulfate proteoglycan metabolic process; N-acetylglucosamine metabolic process. Lineage: Eukaryota; Metazoa; Chordata; Aves; Passeriformes; Paridae.
CCUGCCCGGCCGUGUAGCCGCGGCAGCCGGCAGAACGAAUGCCCCGGUGUUCGCUGUCAGACCUCCGGGCGGUCUGACAAACCUGCCGUGAGGGCGCAGGCUGACGAGGAGACCUCGUAGAAUGGGGUGCAAGCACGCCAUAGCAUGGAGCAAUCCUUCGGGAAAGCUGUGCGGUUCGAGAUUUGGGCUCUUGACGCGGCCGUAGGCUGGGGACGUUGCAAAAAGAGUGUUUUGAGGUGAUGAAUGAGCGCGUUCAUCCCAAAAGAGCCUUCCCAGCUCCUGUCAGGGAGUGCUCUGGGAGUGAGCGGGCACCAGCAGGCUGGUGGAUGGCUCAGGGGAAGGUGGAGAGCACAAAAGCUCUAUAUUUGGUUUAUCGAGGCGUUCGUAUCCUCGGGAAGAGGCAGAUGCAGUUCAGCAGAUGAGGGAUAAACAGACGCAGGUGGAUGUUGCAAUAAGAAAACUCUGGGACCGGCUGGGGUUGGCAUUACUUGAAAGUGAUUGAUUAAUUAACUGAAAAUGUGUAUGCUGUGUGCCAGUAGGAAAGAGACAGAUUCCCUGCUGAAAGUCCUGCGAUUCUUUAAGUGCUGGUCAAAGUGGGCAGCAGUCUUCUGGUGUUAAAGGAUCUAUUGGUCUCUCUGAAAUGCAGAGGGAAUGAACAGAGAUAGGGGAACAGGGCACAUGCCAGAGUGCCUUUGAGCACAGGAGUCCUGUGCCUUAUUGUAAUAAAAGUGCUCGAGGAGGUGAUGGAUGCAAGAGCAGAAUGAGUCUGGGGGCACGAAGCACCUCUGCUAGGCACACGGUGAGACACCUGAGGAAGGUGGCGGGCACGAGUCCCCCAGCUGGCAUUUGAAGCUGUGACUGUAGGGAAGCUCUAGUCCUGAACGGCUGAAGAGGAGGAGGCAAGGCUGAAAACUCAUUCCCACCACGUCAGGAUCUCACACUGGUGGGGCUUGAAGAGGGGGAGGCUUGAGGACAGAGACCAGCCCUGCUCACAUGUCUGUGGCGGUGCCCAAAGUCGAGUAAUGCCUGUGGUGAGGGGAUGGGGGACAGCUCGGUGCUGCUUUCUUCUCCGUGGUCUCUCCUUCCUCUGGGGAGGGGUGGGGUCCAGCCAGCCAGCAGCCAGGCUUGGUGGCCCACAGGCGUGUUUGGUGUCUGCCAGCCUUUGCAGGGCCGGCAGCAUGACUAAGCCACUGCGACCAAGAGGGAUGCUUGCAGCCCACCAGAAGCCUGCCUUCCCUGCCUCAGUGGCCACAAUGUUGUUUUACCGAAUAAACUCUUUGUUCCGUGGGAGAACGCUGGGAUGUGUCGGCCUCUGCCAGUGGGUCACUGCCUGAGAGUUGUUUUACAAACCUGCAACUUAACUUUUGUGCCUGGGUGGUGAGGUGAGGAGGAAUGGGGCUGCAGGAGGGAGCUGCUGGCUGGGCAGCACACGGGGUGCUGGCUGCACCAGUCCCCUCCAGCAGCCCUCGACAAGCCAUAUGGCUCUGGGCAAGGCAUGCAGGGGUGUUCCAUGCUGGGCAGGGGACAGAGGCGCAGGUGCAGGGCUGAGCAGGCGCUGAAGUUGGUGCUAUGAAUUCUCUGGGUGACUACGCAUGCAUGAGUCUCUGGGUGGGGGAAGGGAAAGGGUGAAGAGGGGUUGUCUGCCAUGAAUCAGACUCACAUUUUGGGAUGUGUCCCCUGGUGAGCCUGCUGCAGACGCACUUGUGUCAGGAGAGGGGUUUUGCCUCACAACUCUUGGCCUUGUGCAGGGUGUGCCGUGUGCUGCUCUGUGCCGGCGUGUGGGCAGGUGGGCAGCCCUGCCCAGGCCCGCAGUCAUCGACCGCUCUCCCUGGCACCGAGACCCCGGCGCUUCUCAGCUCACUCAGAUCACUGCUCACAGUUGUGUUUUCCAGCUGGUCCCAAAGUCCUGAGUCACUCUGUGGUUUCCAUGGAAACAGCCUUGCUGGCGGGAAUCAGUUUUGGGGGUAGAGGGUGCCGGUAGCUGGACUGGCACCAGGCAGGCUUGUGGGAAGGACUGGCAAGGCUCAGGCACUCCUCCAGUGCAUCGUCUUUGUGCCAGGGCUUUUACAAAGGCUGGAGCAGGCACCUCUGUUGCACAGACCCUCGCAGCUUUUUCCACUCCCUUUUCCCUUCCUCCCUCCAUGGGGGAGCAGAGAGGUUUCCCUGGCAGUGAGGGAAGCUAAGGAUGAGCCCAGCCGGGUGGAGGGUACAACUUCUGGGGAGCUGUUGAGAGAGGGGGACAGCCUGGAUGGCAACCAAAAAGAGCAGAGUUUUUUUUUGACGGCCUGUGAGAGAGCCUUGGGAACAGCAAUAGCAGUGUCAGGAAGUGCAAGGGUUUCUGCCAUCACCCCUGAGUCGCCUGAGCACAGCCACCUCCAGGGAGCAAGGGAACCUGCAGGGAAGGCUUGGGGCAGGAGUCAAGGCAGCUGCCCAUGUGGAGAUGCUGUGGGAGCCCCCUGCGAGGAUGAGUGUGCCACGGCGCCCUGCGUAACACCUAGCUGCUUUUGGAGCUCGGGAGACCUGUGAGUUGUACCGACCCCUGCAACUUCCCCGCAGACUCCAGCCUGCCUGGCAGCGCCUGAACUCGGCUGCCACUGCAGCCUUCAGUGCCACGGCCUGGCUGCAUGGCUCCAAAAGCAGGUAAUUCCCCUCAAACCUAGGAAGACCGUGCCCAAAAGAGGAGCCCCCGGUCCCUGCUGCACGAUGGCUGGCCGGCCGCAUUCACUGCUUCCUGCACCGGUGACUCACAGAUGCCAUUCAGCUUAAUUCAUCACCUCCGAUCUCCCCGGCGCUCCUGAGCUGUCUUGCUGGCUUCUCGCCUGCUCAUCUCCCUCAGAGCAGUGCUGGAAGUCAGUGGAGGAGGAGGAGGAGGAAGAGGAAGGCAGGUGAUUACGCAUCUGCCGCUGUUGGCAGGUGCACAGGGUGGGGGAGGUUGCACUGCUUGCGCCCAUCCUCUCCCUUCCUCCAGGCUCAAGGCUGCGGGAAGUGGGGCAGGGGAGAGGAAAGGCUCAGCACCUUCCUCUUCCCACAGACAAUGCUCCUGUCCCUGUGCCAGGCACUGGCUGGCCUCCUGCUGCACUUAGAGCCGGCUGCCGGAUGCCGUGCAUCCCUUGUGGACAGCCCGGUCCCAAUGCGGCUGCAGGCAGCUGCACGGGAAUGCAGGCACGGCAGCAGAGUGCAGUCUGGCAUGCUGUGACCGCAAGGGGGUUGGGGUUGGGAAAGGGGCAGUGGUGGCCCCAGCACAGUGCCAAAAGCCCCCACGUGCCUUCUGGCAGGUCCCUUGCAGUACCAGCAGUGCCAGGGGCUGGAAGGUGUGAGUGAUGUACCCCCAUCCCACGCUCCAUCUCACAGUCCCAGCUGCCUGCAGGGACACACUGAACUCGGCUCCCACCCUUGGGCUGCGUUUGCUCAUCAUCUUUGGUGGAGCCGAGCUGGAGACAGAGCGGAGGGUGAUUUUGACUGGGAACACUUCUAGCAUGGAAACAUCUAUGAGGCCAGCGUUCCAGAUGACUCCCAUGGUCUGGGGCUGAGGAGCCAAAACGAUCCAUGCCUCAUACAGCGCCUUGUGGGCACGGCCCUCUCUCCAGCUGCUGUCUGAACUGCUGGCCCUGGUAUCAGUGCCUGAAGAGGAACAGGCCAGUUUAAGAACAAGGUUCCUUGGGGCAGGAAUGGGAGUGUGAGUGGCUGUCCUGCUGUGUCUCUGUGCAGGACACAUCCUUCUGGGGCCUGUUGGCCGCAGCCACUGCUCAGCCUGCCCUCUCCAAGCCGUGUGGAGCCCUGCACAGCUCCUCCUUGGCAGGUGUUCACACCAGCCCGACUCUGUCUGACAGAUGAACAAGGGGUGGUGGCAGUAAAAGUGAUCCUCAGUUGUCCUUGCAGCUCUCAGGUGCCAUGUGCUUCUGCUGCCCCAGGAGCUCCUCCAGAGAACUCAGCUGCCGGUCGCCACUGCCUCUGGAGCCCAGGGCCGGACUGAGCAGGAACUGCAGCCCCUCUGCAGGGGCAGGCAGUGAUGGGAGGAGGCAGGAGAGCCAGUUGGGAGACACCGAGACGACCUGUGAAGAAGCUCCAUGAAGGUGACCAGCCAUGCAAUGUUCCUGGAAGGCUGUACUCCUCCUAGCCUUGGCAUCCAUUGCAAUCCAGUACACAGCAAUCCGGACCUUCACUGCCAAGUCCUUCCACAGCUGCCCCAUCCCUAAUCCUGUGAACUGCAGCCUGAGCCAGGACACCGAUGUGGCUGACAGGCUGUGCGAUGAGAAUCCCACUUUCCCAUAUAACCUCUCCAGGAAGACUCAUGUUCUCAUCCUUGCCACCACCCGCAGCGGCUCCUCAUUUGUUGGGCAGCUGUUCAAUCAGCACUUCGAUGUCUUCUAUUUAUUUGAGCCCCUCUACCACGUCCAGUACACCCUGAUCCCAAAGCUGACCCAGAGCAAGAGUACGACAGACAGGCGGGUCAUGCUGGGGGCCAGCCGAGACCUGCUGAGGAGCCUGUAUGACUGCGACCUCUACUUCCUGGAGAACUACAUCAAGCCCCAGCCAGUCAACCACACCACCGACCGCCUCUUCCGCAGGGGAGCCAGCAAGGCCCUGUGCUCACCACCUGUAUGUGAGUCCCUGGGAGCUGUGGAUCUCCACUUGGAGGAAGGAGACUGCGUGAAGAAGUGUGGGACCUUGAACCUGACGCUGGCCACUGAGUCCUGCAGAGAGCACGGCCACGUGGCCAUCAAAACCGUACGGGUGCCCGAGGUCAAUGACCUCCGGGCCCUGGUGGAGGACCCGCGGCUGAACUUGAAGGUCAUCCAGCUGGUGAGGGACCCCCGGGGGAUCCUGGCAUCCCGGAGCGAGACCUUCCGAGACACCUACAGGCUCUGGAGGAUCUGGGAUGGCACCGGCAGGAAGCCAUACAACCUGGACGUGACCCAGCUCACCACAGUGUGCGAGGACUUCUGGAACUCUGUGUCCACCGGCCUCAACCGGCCACCAUGGCUCAAAGGCAAGUACAUGCUGGUGCGGUACGAAGACCUGGCCAGGAACCCCAUGAAAAAGACUGAGGAGAUCUAUGAUUUCCUGGGCAUCCCCAUGGACAGCAACGUGGAGCGCUGGAUACAGAACAACACCCGAGGAGACAGGUCCUCCUCCAAACACAAGUAUGGGACGGUGCGCAACUCGGCGGCAACGGCGGAGAAGUGGCGCUUCCGUCUGUCCUACGAGAUCGUGGCGUUCACCCAGCACGCCUGCCAGCAGGUGCUGGCGCAGCUUGGCUACAAAACUGCUGGCUCUGAGGAGGAGCUGAAGAACCUCUCCAUCAGCCUGGUGGAGGAGAGAGACUUCCUGCCCUUCUCCUAAGGCAGCCCCAACGGGCCUGGUUUUGAUGCGUACUGUUUCUAACUGAUGCCUUAUUUUAUUUUCUUUCCUUUUUUUCCCCCCCUCUUUCUCUCUCUUGUCUUUUCCUCUCCAAAAUUUGCACUAAACCUUGAGUGGGAAUCUCAACGGCCGAGUCCAGGGGAAGUGACUGCUGCCCCUCAAUACAUUUUGGAUGCCAGGAGGAGUUGGGUCUCUCCAAGCAAGAGCUAGAACUCUGGAUGGGUAACAAUGUUUACAAAACACACAAAAUGUAUAAAGCAACCUUCAAGCUUUCCAAACCGAAGGGUAUCUGGGGUACUGUACUUUUGCACUGUUUACUUUUACAAUGUAAGAGGUAAAUAUAAAUAUAAUUUAUGAAUGGUAUCAUCCCCUCCAGAAUUAAGUCCCCCUGCCCCCAAUGAGCAGGUUAGACUGGAAGCUGAAAGUGGAACAACCUCCUCAUUUUUUGAUCUCAGUGCGACAUGUCUGUCUGUUGAAGUCCUGUUAUUGGGCUGGGCAGCUGGUCAAGCUGCUCCUACAUGGUUGUUUGGUAACACCUGUGAUAUUUCUUUGUGCCAAAAACCCACAAAAGAAAAGAAAAAAAAAAGGGAAAAAAAGCGAUUGGGUCAUUUGGUAAAAACCCAACACAUUUAAUGCUUUAUUUCUGUGUUUUCUGUAAAUAAAAGUGCAAUAAAACUGACCUAGGGGUGAACUUC